Molecule: messenger RNA, 528 nt
Organism: Hibiscus syriacus
Lineage: Eukaryota; Viridiplantae; Streptophyta; Magnoliopsida; Malvales; Malvaceae
Exons: 3
Coding region: 1-528 (175 amino acids)
Source: RefSeq, a predicted model, not a curated record
AUGGCGUUGUAUGAGUUUUUGGCUUGUUUGUUGAUCCUGGUUUUGGACACUACUGCAGGUAUACUCGGCAUUGCGGCUGGAAAUCAAACAGAUGAGUGUUCGGGUGAGCAGGAUGACAUUGAUCUAUGUGGUUUAGUAGCUUUCCUGCUAGGAUUUGCAGCAUCAGUACUUCUUCUCCUUGCCCAAAUUUGUGGGAACUGUUUCGCUGGUUGCAUUUGCAUUUGCACAGAGGAUGACUUAAACAAAGCAUCUGCCAAGAAACGAUUGGCAGCGGCUUCCCACAUUUUCUCAUUGUGUCGUAUGAACAAGAUAAUAUUAGCAGUUGGAUUGACAAUGCUGAUCGAAGGGAUGGCGAAUGCAGCCAGCAAAUGCUGCGAACCCAAACCCUUUCUCACUGUUGGAGGAAUUCUAUGUUUGGCUCAUGGACUCUUCACCGUCGCUUAUUAUCUAUCAGCCACCGCAGCUGCUAGAGAUGAUCGAGCAAGUGGACCUCGAUACCCUCUAGAAACAUAUUUUACAGGGGGCUAA